Molecule: messenger RNA, 340 nt
Organism: Paramacrobiotus metropolitanus
Lineage: Eukaryota; Metazoa; Tardigrada; Eutardigrada; Parachela; Macrobiotidae
Product: gluconokinase-like
Exons: 1
Cellular component (GO): cytoplasm
Molecular function (GO): gluconokinase activity
Source: RefSeq, a predicted model, not a curated record
AUGCAGUCCGGUACCCCUGACGGACGCGGACCGCCUUCCUGGCUGCAGAAAAUCGCCGAGUGGAUCGAUACCCAUCCGUACGGUGUCGUCACAUGCUCGGCGUUGAAGCGGUCCUACCGGGAGCUGAUUGUGGGAGAACGAAAGAAUGUGCGGCUGGUGUAUUUGCAGGCGGAGAGGCAGUUGCUGGAAGGACGGAUGGGCAGGAGGAAGGGGCAUUUCAUGCCGGCCAGUUUGCUGGAUAGUCAGUUGGCGACACUGGAGGAGCCGGGUGCCGAUGAGGGCGCAGUGGUGGUGAGGGUGGAUGAUGGGCCGGUGGAGCAAACGGUUGAUGAGAUUGUCC